AUGUCUUUAGUGUUCGUGUCCGUAGUGGUGACGUGUCUCUAAAGUUUCUCCUCCUCCUCCUCCUGUAGUGAGACUCGCUCUGCCCAGAUUUACACAGUAAAGGGAGCACAGAGGUGGACAGUUGGGACAUCAUGGCCAUCAAAUUCUUGGAGGUGAUAAAGCCAUUCUGUGCAGUGCUGCCAGAAAUCCAAAAACCUGAAAGAAAGAUCCAGUUCAGAGAGAAGGUAUUAUGGACAGCCAUCACUCUCUUCAUCUUCCUGGUGUGUUGCCAGAUCCCCCUCUUUGGCAUCAUGUCCUCAGACUCUGCAGAUCCAUUCUACUGGAUGCGAGUAAUUCUGGCCUCAAACAGAGGUACUCUGAUGGAGCUGGGUAUCUCGCCUAUUGUCACCUCAGGCCUGAUAAUGCAGCUGCUUGCUGGAGCUAAGAUCAUCGAAGUUGGAGACACGCCGAAGGACAGAGCCCUCUUCAAUGGAGCUCAGAAAUUGUUUGGAAUGAUCAUCACUAUUGGCCAGGCUAUCGUAUAUGUGAUGACCGGCAUGUAUGGCGAUCCCUCUGAGAUGGGUGCUGGAAUCUGUCUGCUCAUCAUCAUUCAGCUGUUUGUGGCUGGUAUGAUUGUGCUGCUGCUGGACGAGUUGCUCCAAAAGGGCUACGGUCUGGGUUCAGGGAUCUCACUGUUCAUUGCUACCAACAUCUGUGAGACGAUUGUUUGGAAGGCCUUCAGCCCCACUACUGUCAACACUGGAAGAGGCACAGAGUUUGAGGGAGCAAUCAUUGCGCUUUUCCAUCUGCUGGCCACUCGGACAGACAAAGUACGUGCCUUGAGAGAGGCCUUCUACAGACAAAACCUGCCCAACCUCAUGAACCUCAUCGCUACAGUGUUUGUCUUUGCUGUAGUGAUAUACUUUCAGGGAUUCAGAGUUGACCUGCCCAUCAAGUCCGCUCGCUACCGUGGCCAGUACAACACCUACCCUAUCAAGCUCUUCUACACCUCCAACAUCCCCAUCAUUCUGCAGUCUGCCUUGGUCUCCAAUUUAUAUGUUAUCUCCCAGAUGCUUUCCACGCGCUUCAGUGGCAAUUUUCUGGUUAAUCUGCUUGGGACUUGGUCUGACACAUCGUCAGGUGGUCCAGCCCGUGCCUACCCCGUAGGUGGACUCUGUUACUACCUCUCUCCUCCUGAGUCGUUUGGCUCUGUUCUGGAGGAUCCUGUACAUGCACUUAUCUACAUUGUGUUCAUGCUCGGGUCAUGUGCCUUUUUCUCCAAAACCUGGAUUGAAGUCUCAGGCUCUUCUGCUAAAGAUGUGGCGAAACAGCUUAAAGAGCAGCAGAUGGUGAUGAGGGGACACAGAGAAACCUCAAUGGUUCAUGAACUCAACAGGUACAUUCCCACUGCUGCUGCCUUUGGUGGUCUUUGUAUCGGUGGUUUAUCGGUAAUGGCUGAUUUCCUCGGAGCCAUUGGAUCUGGCACUGGUAUUCUGCUGGCUGUCACCAUCAUCUAUCAGUACUUUGAGAUCUUUGUGAAAGAACAGAGCGAAGUAGGCAGCAUGGGGGGCCUGCUCUUCUAGAAAAGCCAAUUCUCCUCCCACCUUCAGUCAACUUUUAUUAGGAUCACCAACUUUACAUUUAUUUUACAUCCAUGUGAAGCCCCUGCAUCGUCAGCUCUGGAGUUUCAGGAUGUUUCAGGACUCUCCAGGAAUCUCAGCUGAAAUGGGAUGUUGCAAGGUGGUGGGGCUAAACACCCUGUUGCUCCCUCCAGGAAUCUCCCAAAUGUAACACUAAAACUGACAUUUCAGUUGUACUCCAUCAGAUUUUCUAAGUGACCUGAGACUGUAGCUCCUCAAGAUUCAUUUAAAGGCUUCCAUUGUGUAUGAGAUGAAGUCCUGUGGGAGUUUGCUUCUUUUUUCAGACUGAUAAUAGAGCGCUUCAGUAUGCAGGCAUACUCAACUUGGAUUAUGGAGGUCACCUGCCUGCCAUGUGUAUACAAGCACUCGAUGUUCUGCUUGAUGUUAUUUUAGUUUAUGCCAUUAUUUUCAGUUUUAUUUUAUUUUUUCUGUCAACCUGCCAGUUAUGAGGAGGUGUGGACCUGAAGCUGGACUGUCAAAGGCUGAGUCAAGUACUGUCAUUUCCCUGAUUUGUGACUCCGUGUUAUAGUAUAUUUCAGCAGGGUCUUGUAAGAACAGGAUGUAGAGCUCACAUUGGGGUCCAGCUGUCAAAAGAAAUUGUUCAACAUAUUUUUGUGUACGGCAUUCCCAGGGAGAAGCAGUAUUAGCUCACACAUCAAAUUCAUUUUUGUCUCCACCCCUUAUGAUUUUUUUUUUUUUUAAAUGUCUGCUUUAAGAAUACUUACAUUAUCACGCUCCCACAACUGACAAAUUAUGAUUUUCUGUACAUAUGAAUUUGUCUUAUGUGUAAGAUAAAAGUCUUUUGAAUACGUAAAAAUAAAUGCAUUUCAGAACAAACUUCUAGAAAAACAUUCUCAAUAAAACUUUUUUGUGGAAAAA
Scatophagus argus is the source of this 2498-nucleotide messenger RNA. RefSeq names its product SEC61 translocon subunit alpha 1 (gene sec61a1a). Gene Ontology annotation, molecular function: transmembrane protein transporter activity; ribosome binding; signal sequence receptor activity. Gene Ontology annotation, biological process: SRP-dependent cotranslational protein targeting to membrane, translocation; post-translational protein targeting to membrane, translocation. The record is from RefSeq and is a predicted model, not a curated record. The coding region runs from base 132 to 1562 and encodes 476 amino acids. NCBI's taxonomy places the organism in Eukaryota, Metazoa, Chordata, Actinopteri, Scatophagidae. Gene Ontology annotation, cellular component: membrane; Sec61 translocon complex. The transcript is spliced from 12 exons.